This is a messenger RNA of Haemonchus placei, 537 nucleotides long. Lineage: Eukaryota; Metazoa; Nematoda; Chromadorea; Rhabditida; Trichostrongylidae. The record is from the annotation of a GenBank genome assembly.
AUGGACGGAUUGAUUCCCGCUGGAAACGCUAUAGUAUUCGUUUCGAAUGGGCCAUGCUCUCGGAUUAGCUCGAGAUUUUGUCUGGCUGUUUAUGAGACAUUGAUACAUGCUCUGGCCCAUGGGCUGAUGUCACAGUUCAUUUCAUUCUCCUACCGUUACUAUAUUCUUGUAAACACCAGAAUACCGACACGGCUACAGUUGACAACCAUCUGCCUUCUUGUUUACGUGCCUUCAUUUUUCCUUUACGUCAUCAAUAUUACUCAUCACGCUGAUCCUGAGAUGCUUCGAGAAAUGGUGCUACGUUACCAUCCAACUUACAACCUCGACAAUCAUACGUUAACAGGCCAUUAUUCAUUUGCUGAACCAUCUAGACUUGUCACCAUCCUCUAUCUAAUUAUUCCCAAUAUACCACUCUACAUACUGAUUGCUGUAUUACGACGAAAGACGUAUCAUAUUCUCGAAAAUGCUGCCGUCAGACUGAGGAAGUGCAAUCGACGUCUUCAUAUACAACUUAUGAAGGCAAGUCUCUUUUUAUGA